AUGGACUCCGAAGGGUUGAAGUGGUGUCUAGCUCUCCAGCUUCUACUGCCUCAUUGCUUCUUGGAGACCAGGAUCCAAGGUCAAUUAGCAGAUGCAAAACUCGUGCUCUCUGGCAGCAGUGUGAGUCUUCAACUCUCCAAUUUGACUAAGAACUACCUACGUCUCACCUGGUUUUACACUACCAACCAGAAAAUUCUAGAGUGGGAGACCAACCGGCCUACUCCUAACUACUUCAAUACUAAGUUUAAGGACAGAGUCACACUUGAUCUUCAAAAUGGCACACUCCACAUCUAUGAUGUCCAGGAAGAAGACAGCAGCACCUACAUCCUGAAGGUGAUGUUGAUGACUGGGUUUGAAGAGGAAUGGAGCAUCCCAUUGAGAGUGUUUGAUCCUGUACCUAAGCCUGACAUAACAAUUGAGAAGACACAGGAAAUGAACAACAGGUGUUAUCUGAUCCUGUUUUGUACGGCCAGAAUUCAGUCUGUCAACUACACCUGGUAUGGGGACUCAGGACCCAUUUCAGAACGUCUCCAGGGUGGUGUGCUUAAUAUCACCGUUAUACCUCAGAACUCCUCCAAGUUUUACAGAUGCGAAGCCAGCAAUCCUGUGAGCCAAAACAAUGACACAGUCUACUUCAUUCCACCCUGCAAACUGGCCCGAUCCUCUGGAGUAGGUUGGAUUCCAAUGUGGCUCAUGGUCAUGGUACCCACCAUUCUUGGCCUCCUAUUGAUCUGA
Molecule: messenger RNA, 735 nt
Organism: Pipistrellus nathusii (Nathusius's pipistrelle)
Lineage: Eukaryota; Metazoa; Chordata; Mammalia; Chiroptera; Vespertilionidae
Source: the annotation of a GenBank genome assembly